AGCGCGCCACCCGGCGCCGCCCCGCGCGGCCCGUCGUCGGGAGAGCCCCCCCCCCCCUCCUCGCGGCGUCGGGUGCGCCCGAGGGGGCGGAGGCCGUGCGCGGCAUGGCGGCUGCUGGCCCGUUGAAGCUGUACAACGAGUCCGAGGGGCACCGCGGCAUCCCGGAGGCGAUCUUCCUCGACAGCGUGGACGAGAUCUGCGAGAGCCGCGAGCCCACGGAUGUCGUGAAGCUGCUGCAGGACCAGACCUGCUCCCCGCCCUGCCUCUGCCAGAGGGUCGCUGGGCAGCGCGCCAAGCCGAGGGGGCCGCCGGGCAGCGCGCAGGGGCGCCGCGCGCUCGAGGCCAUGGAGGUCCUCGCGGCGCUGGGCCUCGGGGCCAAGGAGCUGUUCUCGUACAACAGGGAGAACUUCAAGUUCGACCAGGACCAAAGGAUCGAGCGGGAGACCCUGCGGCUGGAGAUGCAGGUGAAGCGCUUCGAGCUGUUCCGCGAAGACGUGCGAGAUCUGGUGGAGCUCACGGUGGACCGCAUGGACGUGUACCAUCUAGUCGGUGCGCUGUUCCUCGAGUUCUGCAUCGUCCUGUUCUGCGAAGGCCGCGUGCAGGCCUCCGCGCCCCCGUUCCUGCUGUCGCUGUUCCUGCUGUCGAACGCGUCCGCGUUCAUCUACCUGCUGCUUGCCGUGUGGCUCAGCAUGCACGCCUCCAUCGCCUCGCACAGCUUCGGCGUCCGGCUGCUGACGCGCUUCGUGCGGCUGCCCAUCCCUAGCGUCAAGCAGAUCGGCGCGCUCAAGAGCCAGCUGAGGGACUACGAGAGGCAGAACGUGGCCAACCUGCUGCGGGUGCCCUUCCUCGACAAGCAGGAGUGGACGAACGUCAACGACCCAGACGCGCAGCCCGGGGCGACCGGGGGAGCCAGCGGGAGUGGCGGGCCGCUGCCUGUGGUCCAGGAGGACGCGCUGCCCGAGGCGGAUGCCCUGCCCGAGGCCACCCGGCCCUACGUGACCACUGCCAGCGGGCAGCCGGUCCCGGCUGGGGCCCCGAGGGCCUUGGCGCCGGCGGCGGGCGGGGCGACCUCAAGCGACGCGCAGGGCCUCGGAGGCCUCUCGCCGAGGACAAGCGAUCCUGGCGCCGCUGGCCCGCGGGCCGGACCUCCGUCGGGGCUGUGCGCCGGGGACCAGAUGCUGCUCCCGGAAGAGGUCGACCUGCCCUUGGGCGGGGAGGACCUCCUCAGCGGCCAUCGCGGCGCGAGGCCGGAGCGGCACGUGCAGCUCUUCCGGCAGCUGCAGUCCAAGUGGCAGUGCUAUGACGCCUACUGCCGAGUGUGCAUGGGCCUGGGUGUCAACCAGAUCCUGCAGGGCUUGAGCUACUACUGCAUCUGCCACACGCUGGUGGAGAACCACUCGCCGACGACGGGCUACGCGCUGGUGGCCCUCUUCCAGUGCACCACGGUGGCCAUCGCCGUGCUGGACCUGGCGGGGCUGAAGCGCCACGAGAUCGUGGCGGUGCAGACCGUGGGCGUGCUCCCGUGCUUCCUCUCCGCCUGGGGCGUGGCCCACGGGCAGCGGGACCCCAAGGGCGUGCUCGACCCGGAGCAGGACUACAUGCUGUCGCCCCUGAGCUUCUUGUGCCAGGUGCUGUGGCUGGAGCUCUGGCUGCGCGUGGCGGCGCCCAGCGGCGUGGACGAGGCCAAGCUGCCGCGGCGCUUCCGCCAGGUGCUGUUCCUGGACGUCUUCGGCGACGCCGUCGGCUGGGACCCGACCCAGGCCGAGGACGAGUCGUACGCCGACAAGGUCGCCGACGCGUCCAGCGCGCUCUCCUGGGACAACGUCCAGGGCUCACUGGGCGGCGGGGAGGAGGAGGGCGACGACCUGGACGCGGCCCAGGAGGCGGUCGCGAUGGCCGUGGAGAAGGCCUCGCAGCAGCUGACGCUGGCGCAGUGCGCGAUGCGGCGGUGGCUGGCAGUCCCCGACUGGUGCCUCUCUCCCAGCCAGCGUCUGGAAUUGGACGCGAUCGCCAAGCAGCUGGACAACUGGGGUAAUUCCAUCAAGCUCGAGGUGCAGCGCCACAACGCGAAGCUCGGGCGGGCCGACGACCCGAGGCUCUUCACGGAGACGACCUCGCUGAGGAGCUGGCUGGACCUCAGCGCGGAGGAGCGGGCGGCCGACCCGUUCGCGAAGUGCUUGCUGGGCCCCUUCCAGCACGACAACGGAGACGACAUAUCACCAGGGAAGGGAACACGUCGAAUAGGUCGAGAGCCAGAAGACGUUCUUCGGCGGCGCCGUCUCCAGGGAGUGCCCCGGGGCUCUGGUGCUCGCGCUGGAGGCCGUGCGCGCCAUGGCCGCGGACCUCGAGGGGGAGGCGCGCGCCCUGCUCGAGAUCCGCAUCACCACCGACCUCCGCGCCGCGGUGCGGCAGCAGCGGCGGGCGUCGGCGGAGACCCUCAGGAGGAGGCGCCUCGUCGGCCUGGAGGCGUCCGCGCAGGAGGCGGCGGCGCCGGGCGCCGACCCCGAUCGCCCGGCAGGUGGGCGGCGGAGGACGCGGGCGGAGGAGAAGUUCCCCAACCUCGCGUCCCUGUUCUCGCAGGGCGCCCGGGAGCCGGGGCUCGAGGCCUCGAGGCCCUCCGGGCGUGGGCGCCACGGCAGGACCGCUGCCGAGGAGCGCGCGGGCCUGAUGAUGAACCGGCAGGA
This is a messenger RNA of Prorocentrum cordatum, 2684 nucleotides long. NCBI's taxonomy places the organism in Eukaryota, Dinophyceae, Prorocentrales, Prorocentraceae. The record is from the annotation of a GenBank genome assembly.